AUGGAAGACGAUAAUCCAAACAACAGAGACAACGUGAAUGACCCAAACGAUCAGGGUAUGGCACAUCUUGUGCUAGAAGCAGCACAAUAUGACUGGGCACAACCCACCGCUGACAAUUUAGCAACUGCAAUUAACAAGGGACUAUUUUCUGGGUCAUACGUUGAAGAUCCUCAGCGGCAUCUAAAGAAUUUCCUGUCAAUCUGUGCCAUGCAGAGGCAACACAACAUGACACCGGAAGCAAUACGUUUGUUGUUGUUUCCAUUCUCGAAACCAACUGAGACGCUACACGAAACAUGGGAGAGAUUCAAGGGUCUGCUGGUUACGUGUCCACAUCAUGGUAUUCCAGAGCAGAUGUUGGGGCAGAGAUUUUACAUGGGUUUAGCACAUACGUUGAAAGCCAAUGUUGAUGUUUCAGUAGGUGGAGCAUUUUUUACCAAGACAUUCAGAGAGAGCAAGAUCCUACUCAACAAGAUGGCACAAAACUCAAGAUGGACAACAAGAAACGCUCCAAUCACUCCUGUGGUGCACUCAGUGGCUCUAGGCCCGGCUAACUCCAUGGGGCAAAUGGUACCUUACCAAAGGCAACAAGGGUACAACCAACAAAAUCAGCCGCAGGCUUAUCAACAACCUCCACAACAACAAAUUGUGAGACAUAAAGAUGGGUUUGCUAAACUUGAGGGAAUGAUGCAACAAGUGAUUGGGUCCACUGGAAAACUAGCCGACAGAGUAGAUUCACAUGAGUUAGUGAUAAAGAAUAUGGAGAUCCAAUUAGGACAGAUUUCCAUGGCCCUUAAUAAUCGUCCUCAUGGGACAUUACCUACAGACACCCAAAUUAAUCCAAAAGAUCAGGGCCCGAAACAGCUGAUGGUAGUGAGUCUCCGUAAUGGUAGAGACUUAGAUCUGGAGCAAGAAAUUGCUCGCGAAAGCAGACCGACUGAGACACUGGUGCCAGUACCUGUUGAGCUAGACAAUUCAGCAAGGUUAACUGAGGUGACGGUACAUCAGGCACACGAGAACACCAACAAAGCAGAGGAAGUUGUGAAAGAGACGGAGAUAGAUGCGGUGGAUGUAGUUUUGGAGGAGGACGAUGAGGCACUGAACAUUAAAGACCCUCUAGCAGCUUGUCUCAUGAACUUAGAUAAAGCUAACGGAGAAGAGUUGGCUAAGUGGGUACUUGCUCUUGAAGUCCAAGGACCAGACUCAACUUUACCUGUUAUUAUCUCAGCUAGUUUGUUAGUUGUGCAGGCACAACAAUUUUUGCAGGAAGUUGAACUUGGCUACCAUGAAGGACCAUUUCCUACUGCCAUUCAUCGAUCAGAUGCUAGAUAG
Molecule: messenger RNA, 1329 nt
Organism: Nicotiana attenuata
Lineage: Eukaryota; Viridiplantae; Streptophyta; Magnoliopsida; Solanales; Solanaceae
Exons: 7
Coding region: 1-1329 (442 amino acids)
Source: RefSeq, a predicted model, not a curated record